AUGGACUCCAAGGGCGAGGGCGCUGGUGGUGGCAGCAAAAAGGGCUCGGUGGACAACAGCCAAGGUGCUUCUGGCGGCCCCGAGAGCGGGGAUGUGGCCGAGGGCGCAGUGGCUCAGACCCAGGGUCCCCGGCCUGCCCUGGUGCCCGGUGGUGAACAGGCUCCAGGUGCGGCACCUGGAAGAAUCCUUUUGAUUGAGUUCAUCUUGACCGUGCCUUUCCAGUCCUGCACAGAGGCCGACAUCGCCCGCAGGACCCUCCUCCCAGUGGCCGAGCGCCUGGUUGGGGUGGUCGGCAAGGAUGUCACGGUGAACGGCAGGGACCUGACUGUUCACCUGACUGCAGAUGACUCCAGCAGGCUGCACAUUGCUAUUGCCACCAUGGUCAGCCACCUCCACCAGCUCGUUCAGGCUAUGCAGAACCACUGGUACAGUUGUCUCAGGAACCUGUGGUCCCGCAAGGACGGCUGAGCCUCUCUGUGCUGUCCCUCGCUGUUCUGUCCCUCUGAGGCUGGAGGUGGAAGGGUGGGUCGUAACUCUGUCCAGCACAAAAUAAACGUGAGCUUCCUCU
This is a messenger RNA of Echinops telfairi (small Madagascar hedgehog), 568 nucleotides long. Its product is annotated as EKC/KEOPS complex subunit LAGE3-like. Gene Ontology annotation, cellular component: EKC/KEOPS complex. The transcript has 3 exons. Bases 1 to 468 code for a protein of 155 amino acids. Lineage: Eukaryota; Metazoa; Chordata; Mammalia; Afrosoricida; Tenrecidae. The record is from RefSeq and is a predicted model, not a curated record.